This is a messenger RNA of Carassius gibelio (silver crucian carp), 1187 nucleotides long. Its product is annotated as neuropeptide-like protein C4orf48 homolog. Bases 166 to 456 code for a protein of 96 amino acids. NCBI's taxonomy places the organism in Eukaryota, Metazoa, Chordata, Actinopteri, Cypriniformes, Cyprinidae. The transcript is spliced from 4 exons. The record is from RefSeq and is a predicted model, not a curated record.
UUUUGUUGUUGUAGGACUCCAUCCUACGGUGCUCCGAGAAGGACAUUAGACCUCGAAAACUCAAUCGACUCUGCGCAGCGAAACUGCGUCCUGAAUAGGAGGGCGGUGGUUUGAUUAACGGUGCUACUGUCUUUAUCAGAGACUACAGGUAUUGUGUGUACAGUGAUGCUGCGCGACAGGAUAAGGCCAAGCGGAGCUCCGGCGACAGUGAUGCUGCUGCUGAUGAUGCUGCUGCAGCUCCUCUGUUUCAAUCCAGUUCAUGCCGAGGAAUCAGGGACGGUCAUUCCCUCUGAGAGCCGGCCAUGUGUUGAUUGUCAUGCCUUUGAGUUCAUGCAGAGAGCCUUGCAAGACCUGAAGAAAACAGCUUUCAACUUAGACUCACGGACGGAGAGUUUGGUGCUGAGGGCCGAGAGGAGGGCACUGUGUGACUGCAUGCCUGCCAGCAGCCUGCGCUAAAACCCAGCCGAACACAGACACGCACUCAGUCAUAGAAAUCUUUAUAUAACUUAAGGAUACUACCUGCUCUCUCGGUCAUACACAUUAUCUCAAACAUGUUUCCAGUCACAUUUUACAUGAAGCGUUUUAUCUUUCAUUGUAAUAUGUACAUAGAGCAUCAUAAAUACACAUUCCUGACUAAAGACGUAAAACAAAACAUUCCACAGUUAAAAUGUCACCGUUGAGAGGCACACACAUAUUAUGGCAGCAGCUAAUACAUCAAACUUUCCAUAAGUGUGUAUAAAGAGAAAGUGUUUCCUCUCCAGGCACAAUGCACUGCAAAAUAUACUAUAAACGUUACAUACAUUUUCUAUCAUAAUUAUUUGCACAGCACACAGUUUUUUUUUUUUUUUUUAACUGUUAACUGCUUUUUAUAUUUGUUUUCUAGAAAUAUAUGAUCAACAGUCACAAUAGUUGAGCAGAUAUUAGAUUUAUUAAAUAUCAGUAUUUAAAAGUAGAUCUUCAGGCGUUGUUUUAGAGAGUUUGCUGUGAGAUUAUUAGAUGAUAGAUAUAUGAUUAGAAAAGUACCUGCAUGUAAAGUGAUAGUCUAGAAUUUUAUAUGAGAUUUAUGAAGGAGGAAUAAGAAAAGAUGGUUUCCUAUAGAGAUUACUUUGGUACUAAGAUGUAAGUUCACAACUGUAACAAUGUCUUUUUGUGUGUAGAGAAAGUGCAUUAAAACGUGAUGUAUUUCA